Messenger RNA from Rodentolepis nana, 1572 nucleotides. Lineage: Eukaryota; Metazoa; Platyhelminthes; Cestoda; Cyclophyllidea; Hymenolepididae. The record is from the annotation of a GenBank genome assembly.
UCUCCAGGCCUCCGUGGAAUGCUCCAACUUGAAAGCAUGAUAGCAACUAUGGUGAUUCGAAUUUGGCUUCGAGCUUUGACUCAACACUAUCCCUCGAAUCCAUACUGGGAGGGUCUCCAAGAGCUUUGUCGAGUCUCUCGUCACCGUAUCGGUCCCAACUACAUUUGGUCUCGAGUGAUGGUCGUCUUCACCUUCAAUCUUCUUCGGCCUCAUAUCAGUCAAGAUCUCUCCUCCCCUCCUUCCAUUCAUCUUGCCAACAUGGAUAAAGUUGCUGCCUUAGUCGAUGCACCUCCUUUUACUGCCUUUCAGCCUCUCAUGGGGCGUCAGCUUACAUCAAACCUGCCGCCGAAAGUUCUUGAGCUUUCUUGGUUCCGGCUGCUCAAUAUCUUCGAAAAUCCAGUUGACCUCUGCCACCCCUCUGAGAUUACUCAUACGGCUGUCUUUGAGUACUUCAGACAAUUGAAUUUAGCCUCAAGAUAUCGAUUAACAGCAGUCUUCCUUCCGGCAAUCUUCUUCCAUAUGAUGAGAAGCUUUUCCACAGUGGUAGAUAUCUUCUUGGGAAUAUCACCGUCUUUGGCUGGAAGUCUUUCCACCUUCAUUGGAGUUCCGCAAGAUCUUUUUGGCCCUCUAACAGAUGUUGCAGAGUACUUCCAGUACACUUCCGUCAGAUCUCCAGAUACUGUUAUAUGGGAAAAGCCUCGUGGAAGCAUUGACAACAAUACUUCUACCUCAGAUCUUCCAGUAAGGGCUGAUUCUGCACCUAUGGCUUCAACUGUCAGCGUUACUUCCUUGGCUAAUCUUGUGCGCAAUGCAGGUCUGUCAUCCAAUGUCGAUCCUCAAUCCCUGGCCGAAGCCUGGCUUCGACCUGAUUUACUAGUGACUUGCUUCUACAACAGACCAAAGGCAUCAUCUUUCAUCCAACUUCUGGGAUCCUGGCUAUUUGAAGCGGCUUCUGGGAAGAGUACAGUGUCGAAUGCCUCAGGAAAAAAGGGUGCGAUUGUGUCUGAGCGUGCACUGAAAGUGGACAAUAUUAGUUUUCAUGUUGGACGUGCAGAAGCGAUGGCCUGUCUAUGUCGAAUCUUCAUCUACGCUAGAAAAACCCAACUGACCUUCAGUGGACUUGCUCGUUUCUAUGUGUGCCUUGUCAAUGCCCUCACCGUCGAUGCUGAAGUUGAAUACGUUUUGUCAACUGUUCUCUUCCAUUCUCCGGAUCUGUUGCGAGCUGAUCUUCCUGGGUCUUUCUCGCUGCUUGCCGUGCCUUUAUUCAACGCUGCUCUGUGGAUUCUCAAGAAGCCCUCUAUUGUAUGUCCAGAAUACGUUUCCAUGGUGUUACUUCGAAGGGCUAGUCUACACCAACUUCUCUCCAUGACAUGUCUUCCCAAUCAUCUCAAAGGGGUUCAGUUCCAAGAUCUUUCCAGUCCUGGAUCGGUCGAGUUAGCAAGUCUCUCAACCCGUGACCUUCGAACUAAGCUGGCAGGACUUCUCUGUGAUUUUCUGGGCUAUGAAACGGACACGCAUAAUCUUCGAAUGCUUCUCAACAUCACCUUACAACCCAACUGCCACGGUUACUAA